Messenger RNA from Puntigrus tetrazona (Sumatra barb), 2103 nucleotides. It is a transcript of the gene farsb, whose product is annotated as phenylalanyl-tRNA synthetase subunit beta. Gene Ontology annotation, molecular function: phenylalanine-tRNA ligase activity; ATP binding; magnesium ion binding. The record is from RefSeq and is a predicted model, not a curated record. Lineage: Eukaryota; Metazoa; Chordata; Actinopteri; Cypriniformes; Cyprinidae. Gene Ontology annotation, biological process: phenylalanyl-tRNA aminoacylation. Gene Ontology annotation, cellular component: phenylalanine-tRNA ligase complex; cytoplasm.
UCUUUUAUUUUGAAAUGUGGGUUUCCUGUGACGCUCCACCCUCCGUAUCCGGUCAGACCCCGGUGAUCAGCUGCGACCAUGCCGACAGUCAGCGUGAAGAGAGAUCUGCUCUUUGAAGCUCUGGGACAGAAAUACACUGAUGAAGAAUUUGAUGAACUAUGUUUCGAGUUUGGCCUCGAGUUGGACGAAAUCACAUCAGAGAAGGAAAUCUUAAGCCGUGAACAGGGAGAUGAGAAGGCAGAAGGAGCAUCUGAUGUAGUGCUGUAUAAGAUCGACGUGCCAGCUAACCGCUAUGAUCUCCUGUGUCUGGAGGGUCUCGUCAGGGGCCUGCAGGUCUUCAAGGAGAAACUGGACGCUCCCCGGUACAAGCGCGUGAGUCCGGCGGACGGAGGAGAGCCUCAGCGGCUGGUCAUCACCGAGGAGACGGCGUCUGUGAGGCCACACGCCGUGGCAGCUGUCCUGCGCAACAUCACCUUCACUCAGGAGCGAUACGAGAGCUUCAUAGAGCUGCAGGAGAAGCUGCACCAGAACAUCUGCAGGAAGAGGACCCUGGUUGCCAUAGGAACUCACGAUUUGGACACCGUUUCUGGUCCGUUCACCUACACGGCCAAAGCUCCCGGAGACAUCCGCUUCAAACCGCUCAAUCAGAGCAAAGAGUACACCGCCGCUGAGCUCAUGAGUCUCUAUAAGGCCGACAGUCAUCUGAGACACUACCUGCACAUCAUCGAGAACGAGCCUCUCUACCCCAUCAUAUACGACAGUAAUGGAAUCGUCCUGUCUAUGCCUCCAAUCAUCAACGGGGACCACAGCAAAAUCACAUUAAACACAAAGAACAUUUUUAUAGAGUGCACAGCCACAGACCUCACAAAGGCGAAGAUCACGCUGGAUAUGGUAGUGACCAUGUUUAGUGAAUACUGCGACGAAGCCUUCACGGUUGAGGAGGCAGAGGUUAUUUAUCCUGACGGCAGAUUGUGUGUGUAUCCUGAGCUGGCGUACAGGACGGAGACACUGUCUGGGGACUUCAUCAACAAAAGAGUUGGCGUCAACGAAUCGCCAGAAAGCAUCGCUCAGCUGCUGACCCGGAUGUGUCUGAGGUCAGAGGUCAGCGGUGAGGGCGAUCUGAUCCGGGUGGAGAUCCCGCCCACGCGCGCCGAUGUCAUCCACGCCUGUGACAUCAUGGAGGACGCCGCCAUCGCGUACGGCUUCAACAACAUCGUCAGGAGCACGCCACGAACGUACACCGUAGCCAAUCAGCUCCCUCUGAAUAAGUUGUCCGAGUUACUGAGGCACGAUCUUGCAGCCGCUGGCUUUACCGAAGCGCUGACAUUCGCUCUGUGCUCAGAAGAAGAUAUCGCAGAUAAACUCAGGAAAAACAUCACGGAAACCAGAGCGGUCCACAUCUGCAACCCGAAGACCGCAGAGUUUCAGGUGGCACGUACCUCUCUGCUUCCUGGACUCCUGAAGACGCUCGCUGCCAACAGAAAGAUGCCGCUUCCUCUCAAACUGUUUGAGAUUUCAGACGUCGUACUGAAGGAUGAAACGAAAGACGUGGGAGCCCGUAACAACAGACGCCUCUGUGCUGUUUACUACAACAAGAGCCCGGGAUUUGAGGUCAUCCAUGGACUUCUGGACCGGGUCAUGCAGCUGCUGGAUGUCAAACCGGGCCGUAACCAAGGAUACCACAUCCAGGCGGCGGAGGACUCCACCUUCUUCCCUGGCCGCUGUGCUGAGAUCUUUUCAUGUGGCAGAAGCAUCGGACACCUCGGGGUCCUUCACCCUGAUGUCAUCAGUCGUUUUGAGCUGACCAUGCCCUGCUCCGCCAUCGAUAUCGACAUCGAACCCUUUCUGUGAUGUCACAAUCCAAAUGACCUCAGCCACACCCCUCUGCUUUGGGCUCCGCCCUCCGAAGCCGCAGCCGCACGUUACAGUCCCGUCUAUCUUUAGGAAGAUAAGUUCUAGUCACAACAGCGCGUGUUACUGUGUGUUCAUGGCAUAAAUCCGCUGCUAGUAUGUUAUUCAUAUGCUAAACAUCAUGGCUGUAUGUUCGUGUCCAGCACAUUUUACCACAUGAAAACAAAUAAAUAUGGAUUAAUAAACUAAAAA